Molecule: messenger RNA, 6588 nt
Organism: Pogonomyrmex barbatus (red harvester ant)
Lineage: Eukaryota; Metazoa; Arthropoda; Insecta; Hymenoptera; Formicidae
Biological process (GO): response to oxidative stress
Molecular function (GO): peroxidase activity; heme binding
Source: RefSeq, a predicted model, not a curated record
ACUCACAUUUUAAGGAAUUUAAAGAAAAUCGACCGAUCUUUGUUCAAUUUCUAGUUCAGAUCGGCUUUGGAGAUUAAAUUAAAUUAAAUAGUGCCAGUAGCUUCCGUAGUUUGAAGUUCCGUGAAUUAUCCGGAAUCCGGUCAUCUCGAUCUUUGUCGUUUUCAUCCCCUCCUAGGCGAGGAGAUAGACAACAGCGACGAAGAGGACGACUCCAACGACGGCGAGGACGUCGACGACAAACGACCGGCACGACGCGGAGGAAGAAGAAGAAAAGAGAGACGAGUGUUCGGUGAAGCCUACCGACCGGCUAUUUGGAACACGGCCGAUCAGUUCCUUCGGCGCCUUCGCACCGUGGACGUGGACACGCGAACGUCCUUUGUCGUCGAUUUUGAACGCGCGCCUCCGUUUCAAACGGGGUAAAAGACGGGGUCGAGGAAACCUGCGCGAAAAAUCGCGCGACGCGUCAUUUUUCUAAAUCGGUAUCCCGAGCACAAAAGAACCGACGUGAUGACCUUGUGACUCUCCUGCAGAAGAAACGGAAUUGACCAUGGAAAAUGUUUCGUGAGAUUGUUUGGAACAGUUCAUGAUAAGGCCUGGACUCGAUCGAUUUGUCUCGUUAAAAAUACUCGCCGACAAGAGAAAGUUUCUCGACAAUAGCGCGAGACGAUAUCAGCAGCGGCACAAUGUCGGAGGGUUGCACGAGUUGCAGAGGCGCGAAUUAUGCGAGUGGCACUUUGCAGUUAGGCACGAGCUCCGGUGGCAACACCGGAAGCUCGUCGUCCACGUCUGGGACGACCUGUACAGCCACGAGGAGAGUCCAAGUCCGUGCAAAAGUAUUAUAUGGCACGGGCAAAGCAAUAGCGAGCUUGCAAGCGCAGGAGAAAGCGGCCAGACAUUGACGAGCAUCGUCCUCUCUUCCCUCUCCUGCGCGUUGUCAUCGAAGCCGAGGGAAGCGAACGAUAAAAUAGAAUCCUACACGAGAGACCAAACGUCAAAUCAUGAAGUAAGAAUUUCCGACAAACACGAACAAUCGUUUUUCACAUCAACGGACGUUCUGAGGAGACGAGUAAAUAUUUCAUCGGACUACAAUCCUUUAACCCCAAAGAUCCAAGAAAGUAACGCAAAUACUUCGUAUCCUGUCGAAGCGCGCUUGAAAUACGUACCGGGGUUGCUAAAGAAAAAGAUAGACGAGGUAGCGGCGGAUGUGUUACAGCCAAGAGAUUCCGAGAUUGGAAUCACGUACAUUCCUGCGAAAGAGACGAAUCAGACGGGAGAUGGAAUCCGACAUGAAUUUUUGAACGCAUCGCGCAUUUCUGAAAGCUCCGCAGUAGCAGAAUCGGCGAAAAGAGAAAAAGGGCACGGGGAAAUCGGAAAGACGGAAGAUAAACUCGAUCGAGAGGGGGAGCCUCUGACCGGAUCGUUGAAUAAUGCCGGCGUCAAACUUAACGUUUCGAAAUCGUUGGGCGAUGCGAAAAAUAACACCCCGCAACAAGUAGAGUUUCCUCGGAAACAAAACGACGAUGUCCGAGCGAAUAAAGAUUCUAACAUCGGUGAUGUCUCUUCGACGACGAAGGCACACUUUGCAGAAAAGUCGGAUGACAUUCCUAUUCAAAUGACCAAUGCGAUCGCGAAGGCGCAGAAUGCUGACUCGAAAGUUGAUAAUCAAACUCUGGAGAGUCGUACCGAGGAGGAGAACUGGGAAUCCGAGGAAGACGAUUUAAUGAAAGCCGCGGAUUUUGGAUUGCAAGCCAUGCACGAUCUUUAUUAUGUCCAGGAGCCUAAAUUAUAUUCAAUGGGUCUUUACCUGAAGAGCGACAAUCCAGCGAGAUUCGUGGCGGCGUUUAACGACCAGUCGGAGGAAGCGAGAGAUCUCGCGAAAUUCGGCUACGCGGCUCUUCAGGGUACCACUAUGUUCUUAAAAAAGUUUCCCAACGCUUCCUUGGAGUUGCCUUUGUUCCGGAGUAAGCUUACCCGGAGAACCUCGCUGGAACGACAAUGUCCGCGACGAGAGCCACCUCAAUGCCCACGGGCUAGUCUGAGAUACAGAACAUCCGACGGCAGUUGCAACAACUUGCAAAAUCUCUGGUGGGGCUCCGCCAUGUCUGCGAUGCUGAGAUUUCUCCCACCGGAAUAUGAUGACGGUGUUCAAAGUAUUAGAAAGUCGAAGAACGGAAGGCCGCUCCCAAGCGCACGAGAUAUCUCAAACGUAAUCCACGAAAAUAAAGACGUACCUCUAGCUUCCGUUACUCAUAUGCUAAUGCAAUGGGGACAAUUUGUAGACCAUGAUUUGACAGCUACCGGUCAAAGCAGAGGAUUUAAUGGGACAGUGCCACAAUGUUGCUUGCAAAGAGGCAUCGGUCUUCAACCGUCAGAAUUCAUGCACCCGGAGUGUCUUCCGAUAACAGUGAAUCCACGCGACAGCUUCUACGGUCCUCUGGGCGUGAGGUGUCUGGAGUUCCUGAGAAGCGGACCCGCUCCUAAAGAGGGUUGCGAAUUCGGCCGGAGGGAACAAUUAUCUCAGGUGACCAGUUAUCUGGAUGCCUCUAUGGUUUACAGCAGCAAUGCCAUGCAUAGUGAUAGUCUGAGAAUCUUUCGAAACGGCUUACUGCAAUACGGAAGAAUACAGCGGAGAUCUCCGCUUUUGAAACGCGAGUCCGACUUGUGCAGACGUGGCUCUUUGUCCACGACCUGCUUCCGGGCCGGCGACGGACGUCUGAGCGAGCAACCUGCUCUCACGUCCCUGCACAUCGUUUUUCUAAGAUUGCACAACAGGCUAGCUAUGGAACUAUCCGCUCUGAACUCCCAUUGGAGCGACGAGAAAGUUUUUCAAGAAACUCGGCGGAUCGUCGGCGCGGUGGUCCAACAUAUAACUUAUCGAGAAUUCCUACCGAUCAUUCUUGGCCGCCAAGUGAUGAAAAUCUUUGACCUGGAAGUACUUAAAAAGGAUUACUAUGAAGGAUACGAUCCGAGCGUAAAUCCCACCGUUGCAAAUUCAUUUUCUACAGCGGCUUAUCGAUUCGGGCACUCAUUAGUCCAGCCGAGUUUCGUUAGAUUUGAUAGUGAUCACAGGCCCAUCUUUAAUAAUGUUUCGAUCCACAACGAGUUUAGCAACCCAACAAAUUUAGAGACAGCGGGAUCUGUCGAUCGCCUUCUCCUAGGCCUAGUGAAUCAACCGUGUCAAAAGCGAGACGAGUUCAUGAACGAGGAGAUGACGAAUCAUCUCUUUCAAACCCCUGGUUUCGCAUUCGGUAUGGAUCUUGCCUCUCUCAAUAUCCAGCGGGGUAGAGAUCACGGUUUACCACCUUACGUGCGAUGGCGUGAGCCUUGCAGCCUGUCGCCGAUAAGAACCUUCGAGGAUCUCAAUAGAGUGAUGUCGUCGGAUGCUGCGAGAAAAUUUAAAUCACUAUACUCAUCGGUGGAGGAUAUCGAUCUCUUCUCGGCCGGUCUAGCGGAGAACUCGGUGCUUGGCGGCCUGGUCGGUCCAACCUUUGCUUGUAUAAUCGGUCAACAAUUCAGUAAUCUGCGACGUGGCGAUCGAUUCUGGUAUGAGAAUCCCAACAGCGAAAGUAGCUUCACCAUCGGUCAGCUGCAGCAGAUCAAACAAGUCAGUUUGGCCCAAGUGCUGUGCCGAGCGAUGGAUGGCAUUAAAACCAUACAACCGUUCGUCUUCCUCGCGGCUGAUAUAUUGAAAAAUCAACGUCUUCCUUGCGAUCAUCCGGACAUUGGACAUUUAAAUCUUGAAUUCUGGGCCGAACGGCCAUCCGAAGUCAAGGUCGACUUCGGCAACCUGCAGAAGACUAAACGAACAGCGACCGAUACGACAGCGAGGAGAAAUCCCAUUUAUAAAUUGAAAGAGGAAAACGUCAAUCCCAGGAAAAAAACUGAUAAUCCCGAACAAAAGAAAACACCUCAGAAACCUUUCCAAAAUAGUAUUAAUCAAGAGAAUAAAAUCAUCGUGAAAAGACCACUUGGACGUCCGGACGAUAACAAUUUCACAAUCGUGGUUCAGAACAAUGCCGUAAAUUCGCCCGUUUUCGUGAACGAGGGUAUUUAUGGUUCACACAUAAAGAUACAGGAAAAUCCUCCUAUUAGACCGAUCUCAAAUCUUAAUCACGCUAUAAUAAAUCCUCUGUAUAAGCCGCAAGAAAAACCUAUACCGAUGUCUAUUCCUCAUUCGUCAAAUUUUUACUCAGCACGUCACCCAUACAUUCCCCACACUUUCAGUGAUCCCCAUAAUCCGAAUCCGCUUGCUUAUGGAUACAGAUCGCCUGCCUUCGCGCAAGAUGAUGUCUUUUACGACAAUUAUUCUGCCACCAGUCCCAGACCAACUCUCUAUACUUAUUACACAAAUGUUCAGCAGACAUCUAGUACCAAAAUACCAGAUCAUGAGAUUAACGGUUAUUUGAUUAAUUAUGGACCAUCGUAUCAUGAUUCGCUUCCAGCGCAUACUCAUGAAAGACCUAAACCUCCGACAAAUACGUGGUUGACUAGACCGAAUUACGCACCGAGUGACGGAUCUUAUCAUUCGCACAGACCAAGUUAUGACAAACCUUCAAUAAAUACACGGCCAAAUUCUCGACCGAAUUAUACGUCGAAUAAUGAACAUUAUCAUACGCACAAAGCAAACUAUAGUGAAUAUAAACCUUCAACAACUACACGGCCCAAUUAUGGAACGAAUGAUCAAUCUUAUUAUACAUCUAAACCAAACUAUGAUGGACAUAAACCUUCGACGACCAUACGGCCACAAUCCUUCCACAAUUCCCGACCGAAUUAUGCAACAAAUGAUGAAUCUUAUCAUAUGCACAAACCAAAUUAUAAUGUAUAUGAAUCUGCAAUAACCACGGGACCGAAUUAUGCAACAAAUGAUCAAUCUUAUCAUACACACAAACCAAACUAUGAUGGAUAUAAACCUUCAACGCGCAACUCAAAACCGAAUGAUGAUUUGCAUCAUACACAAAAACCAAUUUAUGGUAUAUUCAUAUCCUCAACAAACUUUCGACCAGAUAUACCGAGUCAGGAACCAUACGGCAUACAAAAGCCAGAUGGUAAUUUUCAUUUGCAAAAUGACGAUUUGAUUAAUAGGCCGAAUAAUGGUUACCCCAUUGGUCCUGGGGAAAAGCCACAUCAGGGACAAUGGAACUUAAACACUUAUCAAAAGAGACCUAGCGAGAGACCACACGAUUACGACGAUCCUGACGUGUAUCAGAAAAAACCGGACGUUAAACCACCGAGUUAUAAUACUGAAAAUUCUCAUCAAACAUCACUGAUUAAUAGACCAAGCAGCGAAUAUAAUUCUCAAAACUGGAAGAAAGACUCGCAGUCUCCUGUUCAAGAUCCUUUGCAAAAGAUUUUUGAAUCUGUUCCGAAUUCUGUAACAAAUGUUCCUUUUUAUCAAGAAGACACGUUUACAGGUUCAAGUACUUCAUCUCCCGCAAAUUACGAUCAAUACUCGGAUACUACUCCGAUUUAUCAAAAAAUACUGUCAUCUACCCAAAGCGGUUGGACGGAUGUUUCGUCUUAUGUAAGAGAAGAUACUACUCGACCCACUUUUAGCAAAGAUUCAUUUUAUAACUCUCCUUUAUCUCUUCAAAGGCCAACGAAUCAUCUAAUUCAUCAGAAAGACGAUCAGUCACAACUAUCUUCCUAUUCAAAAGCAUCGGUCGAUGAACUCCCUGCCAUUACAGAUUCAAAUAAACAGAAUGAAUCUUAUAAAAUUCCCAUAAAAUCAUCCACUUUAAAUGAUCAGUUAUUAUCUAGUACUCCAUACUGGUCGGAAACUUCCACGAUUGGUUUCCAAAUACAUAAACAGGAAGGAAAUUUUAAUACAAAAUCAACGAAGGUACAAAGCGUCACGAUCGUUAGCGAAACGAUCGAAACGGUUCACCAUCCUGGUCAUUCCGGAUACAUAUCUCAACAACAAAGAGUUACCACCGAGGUUCCAAGGCCAUUGGCGCAGCAGAUAAAGAACAAUGUAGCAGUUAUCAAGAAACCUGGACAAUAUUAUUACGAGAAGAACGUGCUGCAUCGAUAUCCUGACGAAGUAGUUGAGCAAAUUCCCACAAAUAAUUACCACUUAACGAAACAAUCUGAGGAAACACUCUUUCGGAAUCGGGAAACGGCUGAGGAGAUCACGGUAAAAGCGGUCACCGACAAUUCCGUAAUAAAUUCUAAAGCGAUCCAAAGGAACGAAGACAAAUUAACGACAACACCUACACUCGUGAUCACCGACCACGAUAAUGACGGAGGUGACGUAGUGGACGACCUCCAACGUACUUUCUCGGCUGAUCUCAAAAGUGUUGCAUCGACUGACAUUCCCAACAGAACUUUGGUGAAUUCGCAAAAAGAUCGAAAUUUAUCAUUGAUGUUGGAAAUACCCGCAAUUCCAUCCAAUGAAUCCACCAGUGCCAAGGAAUUACCUAAGCCCAUUAAUCGAGGAGUCACGCUACUUAAAGUUUCUACGCUUCUUAAUUCGUCCUCAAUACUUUCGAUUUCCAACUGAAAUCGAUGGAAAGUUUCAGAACCUCGUUUAUUUUAUUAAAUAUCAUUAAAAAUCCGGCGCUAUUAAAGCUAUAAUAAUAUAAUACUUAU